This is a messenger RNA of Psammomys obesus (fat sand rat), 2990 nucleotides long. RefSeq names its product cilia and flagella associated protein 69 (gene Cfap69). The record is from RefSeq and is a predicted model, not a curated record. Bases 63 to 2882 code for a protein of 939 amino acids. NCBI's taxonomy places the organism in Eukaryota, Metazoa, Chordata, Mammalia, Rodentia, Muridae. Gene Ontology annotation, biological process: positive regulation of flagellated sperm motility; response to odorant; olfactory behavior. Gene Ontology annotation, cellular component: non-motile cilium; sperm midpiece. The transcript is spliced from 23 exons.
UCCGUAGCUCAGACCUCGCUGCGUGGUCCCGCGGCUGGGUCCACGGGCUCCCGCCUCCAGCCAUGUCCACAGUGGAGGCCUUGCCCCCGGCGGACGCCCCCGAGGCGAGGGGCAGAGCCAAGUCCAGCAGUCCCCGCGCCGUGCCGGUGUUUGGGACGGUGCACCGGGCUGAGGACAGGCAGAGUAUUUUCAAGCCGAUGGACCUCAAUCUUAUCAUCAAACUCCUUGAAGAGGAUGAUUUGGACUCAGAAGAAAAACAACUUAAUUGUAUCAAAAAACUGGUGUGCUGUUAUCAGAACGGAUUUCCUCUAAGAGAUUUGUCACAGAUAUUUAAAAUUCUGAGUCUGUGUGCAGAAAAAAUUGAAAAACAACCCUCUUUUGUUGAUCCUGCAUCUGACAUCAUAAAAUUGUUUGGCUUGCCAUUUUUAAAAAAGAAAGUAUCGGAUGAAAUAACUUAUACUGAAGAUACUGCUAAUGCAAUUGCAUUUCUGGGUAAAUUAAUGGAAAUACCAAGUUCUAAAUUAAGGAUACAAAUUUGUAAGUGUAUUGUUGACUUCUAUCACACAGAAUCAUCAAAAAAGCACAUUCCAGGCUACCAGCAAGUUAGCUCCUCAUACAAGAUUAAAAUGGCUGAGGUCGGAGAAUUGGCAACAUCAAUGGUCCAGUCAGUUCUCCUGACUGAAAAUCAGCUUGUUGAGAAACUCUGGGUUCUUAAAGUUCUUCAGCAUCUCUCUACUUCUGAUGUUAAUUGCACUUUAAUGGUGAAAGCCCAAGCAGCCAGCAGAAUCUGUGCUCACCUCAAUGACCCAGAUCCCUCAGGACAGCUUCUAUUUCGUUCAUCAGACGUACUUUGGAAUUUAUUGGAAAAAUCUUCAAAAGAGGAAAUCGUACCACAGCUUAGUAACUUGGAAUGCCUGCUGGCUUUGAAGGAUGUAUUUAAAAAUUUGUUUAUGAGGGGCCAUAGUCAUUAUGAUCGUCAACUUAGAAAUGAUAUAUUAGUUUUGACCACAAUUAUCGCUCAGAACCCCGGAGCACCAAUGAUUGAAUGUGGCUUUACCAGGGAUUUGAUACUAUUUGCAACUUUUAAUGAAGUUAAAAGUCAAAAUCCUUUGGUAAAAAGUCUUAAGCUUUCUAAUGCCUAUGAAGAUUUUGAGUUGAAGAAGCUGCUGUUCAACAUAAUUGUAAUCUUAUGUAAAGAUUUAACUACUGUACAGCUUUUAAUUGAUGGCAAAGUCAUUUUGGCUUUGUUUAGCUAUGUCAAAAAGGCUGAGAAACUCAAAAUCGUUGAGUGGUCUGCUGCACAGUACGAAGAGCUACAGCUGCAUGCCAUUGCCACCUUGUCCUCAGUGGCGCCUCUGUUAAUAGAUGAUUAUAUGUCCUGCCGUGGCAAUGCUCAAGUCCUGGCUUUCCUCCAGUGGUGUGAUCACGAGGAUUCCUUCUUCAUUCAUGGUAACAGUUUCCAUGGUACAGGCGGCCGUGGAAACAAGUUUGCCCAGAUGCGUUACACUUUACGACUCCUCAGAGCUAUGGUUUAUCUCGAAGAUGAGAUGGUGAACACAGAUCUUUGUGAACAGGGGGUUAUUCAUCAACUGAUAGGAAUCUUUAAAAAUAUGAUAAACAGACUUGAUGAAAAGGAAGAGGCCAUUAUCUUAGAAAUCCAGUCUGACAUCUUACUUAUCCUGUCAGGCCUUUGUGAAAAUUUUAUUAAAAGGAAGGAAAUGUUUGGAGCUGAAGGAGUUGACAUCAUUCUUCAUGUAAUGAAAACAGACCACAAGAAGUUACAGAGUGGCUUAGGCUACAAUGUCCUUCUCUUCAGUACAUUAGACUGCAUUUGGUGCUGCAUUUUGGGAUGGUAUAGUUCUGAGGAUUAUUUUCUCGAAAAGGAAGGGAUUUUUCUCCUUUUGGAUAUAUUGGCAUUGGACCAAAAAAAAUUCUGUAAUCUGAUACUUGGAAUAAUGGUUGAAUUUUGUGAUAAUCCCAAAACUUCUGCUCACAUCAAUGCUUGGAGAGGGAAGAAAGGCCUGACUGCUGCUAGUCUUUUAAUUAAACUGUGGAGAAAGGAAGAAAAAGAACUAGGAGUAAAACGUGAUAAAAAUGGCAUGAUCGUUGAUACAAAGAGACCUCUAUUUACUAGUUUUCAAGAAGAGCAAACGACCAUGCCCCUUCCUGCUAACUGCCCAUCUAUUGCAGUUAUGGAUGUCUCUGAGAAUAUCAGAGCAAAAGUUUAUGCCGUGUUGGGCAAACUAGGUUUUGAAAACUUACCUGGCCUAUCUGCUGAAGAUUUUGUCACCCUCUGUAUAAUACAUAGAUACCUUGAUUUUAAAGUUGGGGAAAUAUGGAAUGAAAUAUUUGAAGAAAUAAAGUUGGAAAAGUUAAAAUUAGUUGAUUCAGAUGAAGACUCUUUGAAUUUUAUUAUAGCAGCAUCAGAAAAUGUUGGAAAGAUGGUUGCUUCCUUGCAAAGUGAGAUGAUCGAAAGCCAAGCACGCCAAGAUGUGCAAAAUGAACAAAGAGCAUAUGCAAAGAUACAGGCCACACACAAGCAAAGAGAUCUGGCUAACAAGUCAUGGGACUACUUCAUGGCUAGAACAUCAAAUGCUAAAACAUUAAAGAAAGCAAAAAGGCUUCAAGAAAAGGCUAUAGAAUCCUCUAAAUGUAUUGAAUGUCCACAAAAUGCAAUAUAUCACCGAACAAUUAUUAAAGGUCUGAACACAACGGUUCCUUCAGGUCAGGUGGUCACAGUGGAAAGCACUCCUGCCCGAUUAUUGGGAGGACAUCUGGCUGACACUGACAUUGCUCUUAAAAAACUGCCUAUUCAAGGAGGAGCCUUGCAGAAGGUGAAAAUGAAGACACUGAAUGAGCCUAAAAAGGGCAUCCCUAUCUGAUGUUCUCUGGAACCUUUUGAAAUAAAUCCUAUGUGGAACUUUUUAGAUGUAAAAGGUUGUAAAACAACUUGUAAAACAACUUUUUGAAUAUAUAUUUAUAUAUAAAUG